AUGGCCGAGCAGACUCUAAACAUACCACAAAUUAUCGUAUUCCUUGCCGUAACCGUCCUCGUCGUACGAUGGUUCCUCAAGCCUGCCCCCGCCGGCACCCCUACGUCUGCCGGAAACCGCGCCACCAGAAUAAACCCCGCGCAAAUAGACCAUCUGGUGCAGAUGUUCCCACAGCUGGACCGGCGGACAGUUGCCUGGAACUUGAGUAGGAACGGGGGCAAUGCGCAGGCGAUUACCGAGACGGUGCUUGGGGGAAGAGCGCUGGAGCAGCCUCCGACGUCAUUCCAACUCCCGCCCUCGCGAACAGGUACACCAUCCGGCGCACAGCGACAGACAGCAAACCGACAGCCAGCGAAGCCUGCGCAGCCGGACCUGAUAACACGGUACAAUCUCGCAUCUAAGGUCGGUCCAUCAGCCGAGUCGACUGCGGUAGAACAGCCGAAAUCCAAGGCGUGGUCUCAGGAUAAGAACGAGCGGCAAGUAAAUUUACAGAGGAGAAGGGAAGAGAUGAUCCUUGCGGCGAGGCGGAAGAUGGAGGAGAAGGCGAAGGCAGAGCAGAAGACGGCAUGA
This is a messenger RNA of Didymosphaeria variabile, 570 nucleotides long. RefSeq lists its product as uncharacterized. The record is from RefSeq and is a predicted model, not a curated record. The transcript has 2 exons. Bases 1 to 570 code for a protein of 189 amino acids. Gene Ontology annotation, molecular function: ubiquitin binding. NCBI's taxonomy places the organism in Eukaryota, Fungi, Ascomycota, Dothideomycetes, Pleosporales, Didymosphaeriaceae.